AUGAGUGUCCGUGAUAACAUUUACGCGGGCUUUUUCGCUGACUCGCCGAAGGCGCUGGAUUUCGAUGGCGCCGAGGCGGCUGACGUGGCGACGCCGCUGUCCACGGGACUGCGAACGGGCCAGGUGGGCCGCGGCUCGCUGUCGCGGAUGGGCACCACUGCCCAGCUGGCCAAGGCGCGUCCCUCGACGGCGGUGAGAGGCGUCGGCUACUCGUCGGACGCGCCGCGGCUGUUUGAGCAUCAGGCGCAGCACAAGAAGUCCGUGGUGGUGGACGCGAAGAAGCACCAGUCGCCGGAGGAGAAGUACCGCGGUCUGGAGAAGAAGAUCCAGGAUCUGCUGGAGCAGUCGAUCCUGCUCAGCACGGGCGUCAAGGUGGACUUGCGCGGCGCUCUGGCGAAGGCCAAGGAAGCCUCGUCGCUGGAUCGCAAGCUUCUGCAGAUGCGCGAUCAGAGCAACGGCAAUUACGUGCACAACUUCGAUCUGACAUUCUCGGUGCUGUUCAAUCUGGCCAACAUCUACGCCCUCAACGACAUGCACGUGGAGGCGCUGAACACAUACAAUCUGGUGACGAAAAAUAAGAUGUUCUCCAAUGCCAACCGGCUGAAGAUCAACAUGGGCAAUAUCUAUGUGAAAUUGGGAAUGUUCCCCAAGGCGAUUAAAAUGUACCGAAUGGCACUGGAUCAGGUUCCAAUUAAUCAGAAAGAGCUCCGGCUACGUGUCACUCACAACAUUGGCAUCCUCUUUGUGAGGAUGGGUCAGUAUUCGGAUGCUGCGACCAGUUUUGAAUUUAUAAUGUCAGAGAAGGGUGAUGUGCGCGCUGGGAUGCAUUUGGUGCUCUGCUACUACGCCCUUGGCGACGUUGACAAAAUGAAGCGAGCAUUCCAAUUACUGCUCGACGUCAGCACAGAAUUCGACGAGGAUGAGAAACUCAACGCCAUUUCCCCUAAUGCAACGCAGGAGUACAUUUUCGAGGCGAUCCGAUCAGAUGAGCUCCAGCAGUGGGAGAACAAGCAGCAACAAUUCACGAGGAAAGCCAUCCUAAUGACCGCAAAUCUUAUCGCGCCAGCCAUUGAAGAUUCAUUCGAUGAUGGGUACAAUUGGUGUGUGGAGGCCAUUAAGAAUUCGAAGCAUCAAUCAUUAGCGUCAGAGUUGGAUUUGAAUCGGGCGAUAAUGUUCCUCAAGCAGGACGAUCCGACGCAGGCGAUAGACUCGCUGCAGUACUUCGAGAAGCGAGAAACCAACGUGGCCAUCAAUGCGUCCAUUAAUUUAACAUUCAUCUAUCUCCUGAUGAACAACUUGCAAAUGGCAUCGAAUUACGCAGAGUCAAUGCGUCGCAUGGAUUCUUACAAUCCCGCCACGCUCAUCAACAAUGGCGUCUAUGAAAUGAUGAGAGGCGAUUAUGAGACGGCCAAGAGUAUGUUUGAGGCGGCGGUGGAGAUUGACGCCACUUCCUUCGAGGCUCUGUACAAUCUGGGUCUGGUCAACAAGCGCCUUAACGAUUUCGAUGCCGCUCUGGGCUACUUCCGGAAGCUGAGCGCCAUCAGCAUCCACGAAGUCCAUCCGCAGGUUCUCUACCAGAUGGGGAAUCUCUACGAGCUGGUGAAUGACACUGGCGCCGCUCUGGAGCUGUAUCUGCAGAUGCUGGGCUCGCAAUUCCUCGACGAUGAGAUCUUGAGGAAGAUUGGUCUGAUUUACGAGCAGGAGUCUGACCAGCAACUGGCCUUUCACUACCACCUGGAGUCCUACAGGGUGAAUCCGGUGAAUAUGAACACCAUCAACUGGAUCGGGACGCACUACAUCCGACUUCAGGUGGCCGAAAGGGCGAUUCCGUACUACGAAAGGGCAAUUAUGAACAAUCCAAACAGUACUUUCUACAUGAUCAGGACAGCGGGAUGUUGCAUGAAGGUUGGCCAUCACAAGAAGGCGCUGAGAUUCUUUCAGGACAUUUACCGCAGAUUCCCGGACAACGCCGAUUGCCUGCGAGCGCUGAUCAGGAUCACGCACAACAGUCAUCCGCAAUUGCAUGAGAAGUACAAGCUGGAGCUGCAGAGGCUGACGAAGACCAAGGACACCAGGAAGAGGAUCGGAAGCAGCGUCUCCUCGCUGAAUAUGACCAUCGGCAGACGCACCACGUCGGCCAUCACGCAAGAUGGCGACAAUUCCGCGUCGUCUGUGAACUUUGGCGACUACGCCGAGGAGAACCAGGGAAGGGCGUCAGAGGGCGCCAGUGAGUACUACACAGAUCCUCUGGGACCCAUGGCGGCCAGGCCCAGGACAGGGAUGCGCCCGAAGACGGGCACAUUCGACGAGGACACGGAUGAAGACAUUAAUCCAGAGGAAAUGUUGCCACAGUAGAUGUACUCGCAAGGGGACAAUCAGUCGCAA
Molecule: messenger RNA, 2385 nt
Organism: Phlebotomus argentipes
Lineage: Eukaryota; Metazoa; Arthropoda; Insecta; Diptera; Psychodidae
Gene: nompB
Product: intraflagellar transport protein 88 homolog
Exons: 3
Coding region: 1-2355 (784 amino acids)
Biological process (GO): non-motile cilium assembly; intraciliary transport
Cellular component (GO): ciliary base; non-motile cilium; centriole
Molecular function (GO): kinesin binding
Source: RefSeq, a predicted model, not a curated record